Messenger RNA from Daphnia magna, 1930 nucleotides. RefSeq lists its product as uncharacterized. The record is from RefSeq and is a predicted model, not a curated record. NCBI's taxonomy places the organism in Eukaryota, Metazoa, Arthropoda, Branchiopoda, Diplostraca, Daphniidae. Bases 472 to 1680 code for a protein of 402 amino acids. The transcript is spliced from 9 exons.
CCUGUAUCGCGGUUUAAAUCAAAAGCUGUAAUGAUUCCUGUUCGCGCCGAAAAAUUUGACAGUUUUGCCGUUUUUCCGUUAUUGUUUGAACAAAUGGGGCACUAAAUACAUCCAUAAUUGCGUAUGUCCUUCCUAACUUCUUUAAGAACAAUUAAUGGUACGGAAUAUUGCUUAAAAAUAAUUUAUUUCAAAUCGAUCAUGCGUUAAUAAUCAAUUUUAUUUAUAUUGCAGGCCUACCUAAUCUUGUUAUCCGGCAACUAUGCUUUACCCUACCUUUUACAUGUGACUGACUGCUGUGCUGGAGAUAAUUUCUCUGCAUACUUUUUACAAGACCAGGAUAAAAACAUCUUCCUUAACAUUGCUUUUAAUGAUUUUUCAUAUUGGAUAAUUCUUUAUGUCACAUCACUCAUCAUAGUGUGAUUAUAAGCCCUCUUACUUUGGUAAAAAAAAGAAGAUCAACAUUUUUUCCAGAUGUUUUGUGUCGUCGAAUUUCUCGAUGAAGGUAAAGGGAGUGCAGUUGAAAUCGUGCCAAAGUCUUGGUGUGUUGGACACAAACAUUGUUGGUGGCCUCCAUCACUGCAUACCGCAGAUGACUUGACAAAGCUUGUCAUGAAAUCAGGACCGAUAGAUGAAUCCACAUGGACCAUACACAGUGCAGCAGUCCUUGCUUCAUACAAUAAUUAUGGAGAAGCUAAUGUAAAUGUUGCAAAAGCUAUGAAAGGCUUGCCAAUUCAUAGCAGUACUGACAUCGAAGAUCUGGGGAAACAUAAACGGAAGCAGAAAGCUACAAUGAAGGCAGCCUCAGCCUCCUCGUCUUUCUUGUCUCGUAAAUCAGUGAUUCCAUCGCCAGCAAACGAUCCGUUUUCUAGUGAUGUGGGCGAUAGUGACGUGCAGCCACAAUCAUCAGAUGAAGACAUGGAUAUUCAGUCUACACCCAUUAGUCAACGCCAAAGCGAAGCACACGAUUCUCAUAUUGUACCUCACAAUGUCGGUACUCUUAGAGGAAGGAAGAAUUGUGGGCUUCCGCUAGUUCCUACCGCACUAGGGUUAACAAAUAGGAUUUGUACAAAAGACAAAGCCCACAAAACGAGCAAUCACCCCCCAUCAUCGCUAAAUUCAGUAUUGCAAAGCCCCAUCCAUGACAUCGGAAGCCAAAACAGCAACACCUUUGAAAAUGAUUACCAGUCGACCUCCACAUCCACCGAGCUGAGUAUUGCGGCUGCUAGGCCAGUUUACGCAGUCCGCACCAGAGUUUCAAAGACAUUUCCCGUUACUGAAUGUACGCGGUUAGCAGACAGAGCGGACUUAAGGUCAACUAACCAUACCACUACCCCAGCUUCGUCUCUAUCAGAGGUACAAGGUUUAUCGGCAUUGAUGAGGAAAAUGGAUUUGAUAAUAAGAAACCAGGAAAUCAUCAAAGCUACGCAGCGGGAACAUGGGCAACUGCUCGAUAUUGUACUUAAAAAUUCGUCACCUCCCGAGCCUGAAAUAAAAGACGCGCUGCGCCAGUUCGGGUUCAAAUUAAAAACAUUCUCUGACAUGACAAAGCUAGAAAGCAUUUUAGAAAAUGAUGUGGAACGUAGGACACUUAUAUUGUAUUUCAGCGGAAUUGGAGGUAGCCAAUCGAAUGUCGUUGGCAGAAUCCUCAGUCGUGCGAUGACAAACGAGCUGGCUAGCUAAUACUGCUACAAAGGACAAAACGAAGAAAAGCGUGCAUUCCAAAAUUUGGCCCUAUGUUCCGCUGUUAUCGAAUCCGUUCGCUGCCAAAAAAAAUUAUCCCUAACGGAAGACGCAAUUGAAUCUAAAAUUAAAAACUGGUUGCGACAUGCGCGGGCUAGAAAAGAUGGCAGCAGCAAUGAAGAUGAAUAAUUUUAUUACAUGUUUUUUUGUGAUAAAAAAUGUGUCAUACACAAGACAAUAAUAUACGAAA